AUGGCUCCCGAAGCACAGACCGACGACCUCGCCGUCCGGCGGGUGUCCGUCAUCAGAACCGCCGUCGAUGAAUCGACCGUCCACGAGGCGGCCGCGGCCACCGAGGCCGAGCACAGCAUGGGCCUCCUCAAGUCCCUCAAGCUGUACAGGAAGGCCUGCCUGUGGUCCAUCUUCCUGUCGACAUGUAUCGUCAUGGAGGGCUUCGACAUCGUCAUCCUCAACAACCUCUAUGCAUACCCCCCUUUCCAGCGCAAGUUUGGCAUCGAGCAGGCCGACGGUACAUACCAGCUCACAGCCGCUUGGCAGUCCGGCCUGUCCAACGGUGCCCUGUGCGGCCAAGUCAUUGGUCUCUUCGCCAACGGCAUCAUCGCCGACCGCUUCGGCUACCGCAAGACCAUGAUCGGCGCACUCCUGGCUUGCGUCGGCUUCAUCUUCAUCAUCUUCUUUUCCGAAACCCUGGUCCAGCUGCUCAUCGGAGAGAUCCUCAUCGGCAUCCCAUGGGGAGUGUUUCAAACUUUGACGACGACGUACGCCGCCGAAGUGUGCCCGACCCAUCUCCGCGCGUACCUGACGACGUAUGUCAACCUGUGCUGGGUCAUGGGCCAGUUCAUCGCCUCCGGCGUGCUGCGGGCCAUGCUUGCCCGGGAGGACAAGUGGGGAUACAAGAUCCCCUUUGCCCUGCAGUGGAUGUGGCCGGUUCCCUUGAUGAUCGGCAUCUACCUCGCGCCAGAGUCGCCUUGGUGGCUCGUUCGUCGCGGCCGUCUCGAUGACGCGAAGCGGUCCCUGACCCGCCUGACGACGCGAAACUCGGGCGUUCCUUUCCAACCUGACGAGACGGUGUCGAUGAUGGUGCAUACCAACGAGAUGGAGAAAGAGAUGACGUCGGGUAUCUCGUAUACGGAUCUUUUCAAGGGCUCCAACUUGCGCCGAACCGAGAUUGUGUGCACGGUGUGGAUGAUCCAGACUCUUUGCGGCUCUACCUUUAUGGGCUUCUCGACAUACUUUUAUCAGCAGGCCGGCAUGGCGGUCGAGAACUCGUUCAGCAUGUCUCUCGGCCAGUAUGCGCUGGGUGCCGUCGGCACCAUGACGUCUUGGUUCCUCAUGGGCUGGUUUGGUCGUCGAACGCUGUACCUCGGUGGCCAGCUGCUCAUGUGCGGUCUGCUGCUCACCAUCGGGUGUGUCGCCUUCGCUGGUCGCGAGAAUGUCGCCGCUCAAUGGGCCAUCGGGUCGCUGCUCCUCGUCUAUACCUUCACCUAUGACGCCACAGUCGGCCCCGUGUGCUACUCGCUCGUCUCGGAGCUGACGUCGACUCGUCUGCGGACAAAGUCGGUCGUGCUGGCUCGCAACAUGUACAACAUCGUGGGCAUUGCCACCAACAUCAUCACGCCGCUCAUGCUCAACCCGACUGCCUGGAACUGGGGCGCCAAGUCGGGCUUCUUCUGGGCGGGGACGUGCUUUGUCUGCGCCGUGUGGACCUUUUUCCGCCUGCCCGAGCCAAAGGGCCGCACCUACGGCGAGCUCGACAUCUUGUUCGAGAACCGCGUCAGCGCACGCAAGUUUAAGACGACGUCGGUCGAUCGUCUCGACGGACACAAUGCCGAGAGGACCUCGGAGAAGGAGAAGGGGUUUGACGAGGUCAUGGUGGAGCGCGUGGACAGCCGACCCUGA
This is a messenger RNA of Purpureocillium lilacinum, 1668 nucleotides long. RefSeq lists its product as uncharacterized. Gene Ontology annotation, molecular function: carbohydrate:proton symporter activity. NCBI's taxonomy places the organism in Eukaryota, Fungi, Ascomycota, Sordariomycetes, Hypocreales, Ophiocordycipitaceae. Gene Ontology annotation, cellular component: membrane. The record is from RefSeq and is a predicted model, not a curated record. Gene Ontology annotation, biological process: transmembrane transport; carbohydrate transport.